GCAACUCAAUGAACUCAUGGGUCAAGACGAUUUUUCUCUUUUUUCUUUUUCUUUUGCUGUCUCCUCUCACCUUGUAGAGAGAACCGUGUCUAAAGCUUAUGCCCCAAAAAUGGUGGCACUGGCGUUCCAGCUGACUUCUCGUGUGCCACCACCACCACCAGCAACCCUCAACUCCUCAACUCUUUCAAGUACUUCAGUAGCUCUAAUAAGCACUUCUCUUUUCAAGACCAAGUCUCGUCCCACCGCAGCCGCAGCUUUGCGUAGGACCAAGAAGACAGAAGAACAAGACCUACACAGCCUCCCAAAAGAGUUUUACGAUGAUGAAUGGCAAGCCCAACAACGCGAAAAAACAAAGAAGUUACAUCAACAACGUCAAGUGGAAGAUGAGGAGGAGGAAAGAAAGGUUGAUGAAUAUCGUGAAAUUGGUAUGCGGUUGAAAGACUAUCCGGAAGAUGACCUUCGACAGGCAAGGCAACUGGUUUCAAGCCUUCUCAAAUCUGCUGAAGAAGUGGAAGAGAAAAUUGAGGAAGCUGCUGAGAGGGGUGAACUAACUGAACUUGUUCUGAUGGUCAUAUGGAAUCGCCUUGAUCUUGCACGACGUGAUGACGAGAAGGAUGCUAUUAGAAGUCUUGAUCUCUUGUACAGGCGAAUUGAGACUGAAAUUCUGAAACGGGAAGCUCCUCCUGCGAUGAGACUGCUUAAUGAUCUUUUGAUUUUGCAUGAUGGUUUUGAUGAAGAAGGAUGGCUGAAGGAAUGCAGAAAGAGGAUGGUUGAAACCUUUCCACGAGAGGAUCCGUACAGUAUUCUUGUCCCAGUAGGCUUUGACAUUGAUAAGCAUCAAGGCCCACUGAGACCUCCACUUGAGGAGGAGGAUGAUAUUCUUUUGAGGGUUGAUUUCGUGAGAGAGGUUGAUGCAUUGCUGCGAGAGGUUCGAGCUGAACAAAGAGAAGCACAAAAUGCUCAAGGGCUUGAUCCCGAGUCUGUUGCAAUCCGGUUAAAGCAACAAGAGAAGCAACAGACCAUUCGUCUCGUGGAAGCACUCUUGGAUCUGGCCAUCGAUUUGAAAUGGUAGCCAUACAAGUGUUGGCGUUCGUAAAAUCCUGCAUUUGCCACAUUUGUUUGGUCUGGAGGCUGAGAUAGAAACCCAAUAGCCCUUAAAUUUGAAAGAAUAUAUUCCAUUUUUACUAGGAGUUAUGUAUUUUCGGAUAAAUGUGUUUCAAAAUUAUAUUAGAUGAUAUCCAAUCAAUGUGAUGUA
Messenger RNA from Rhododendron vialii, 1255 nucleotides. Its product is annotated as protein PALE CRESS, chloroplastic. The transcript is spliced from 7 exons. Gene Ontology annotation, cellular component: chromoplast; amyloplast; etioplast. The record is from RefSeq and is a predicted model, not a curated record. NCBI's taxonomy places the organism in Eukaryota, Viridiplantae, Streptophyta, Magnoliopsida, Ericales, Ericaceae. Gene Ontology annotation, biological process: cellular response to light stimulus; leaf development; chloroplast mRNA processing. Bases 17 to 1072 code for a protein of 351 amino acids.